This is a messenger RNA of Ceutorhynchus assimilis (cabbage seed weevil), 1951 nucleotides long. The record is from the annotation of a GenBank genome assembly. NCBI's taxonomy places the organism in Eukaryota, Metazoa, Arthropoda, Insecta, Coleoptera, Curculionidae.
UGACUAUGUGAAAGUCAAUAUUUGACGUUUCAUUUGUCAAAAUUCAUGUAUUAUGGAAAAAUCACAACAAAUCAGAAUAAUUCCAUAUUUUUCCAUUAAAGACGAUGUCCUCCAUAAAAUCUAUUUGGAAAUGUAUGUUCUCGCCGAAAUUAUAUCAAAUAUAUGGAAAUGGUCCUGCUGAGAGAAUCUAUGAGCCACUACCAUUGGAGAGAUGGGGAGACUGUGUCAUUAAUUCUAUCUACACCAUAUGGAAGUUCGGAUUGUACACCAGCCCCUUCUGGGGCAUAAUCCUCUACAACAAGGGCUACUUGGAACCGCAAGGCCUGGCUCUGAUUAUGAAAUUCGCUGCCGGGAUGGGAGUGAUUUUAAUAGUGUCUAUUUGCUUUAAAGGCAUUGGUAGAGCACAGAACACUACUUAUCAAAGGUUUCUGGAGGUGCUUGAGAGGGCAGAAGAAAAUGUCACUGUAACCAAACCAGAAUUGAUGAGGUACGAUUUUGAAUUCAAGAGUUGGCCCGUGGAGUACGAUUUGAGCAGACAAAGGAGUCCCAUCUCAAGAUCAACUGCUAGAAGAUCUCAAAACAAUGUUGAGUAUUUAAUGUCCUUGCCAUUCAGGAUGAUUGCAUAUUUGGCUAUUCACACAUUUGGUAUUAGAUUAAUUUAUCCAGGAAGCGUUGGUAUUUUACAAACAAUAUUAGAUAGUAGCUUGCUUCAAGGCAGAUCUCGUUUAGUUCAACUAUACAAGGGGGAAAGAUUCAAAAUAAAAACUACAGACGAAAAUGAUAUUGACACAAUGUUUCUUGAUAGAAGAAAGUCAAAGGGGUGCGGUGAAAUUUUGGUAAUUUGUUGUGAAGGUAAUGCAGGGUUUUACGAAAUUGGUACUAUGAUUACGCCUAUUGCAGCUGGAUAUUCUGUUUUGGGCUGGAAUCAUCCUGGAUUUGGAGGAAGCACAGGUAUGCCCUAUCCUUCUCAAGAACAAAACGCUGUAGAUGCAGUUAUGCAAUUUGCAAUGGAUAAACUCAAUUUUAAAAUGGAAAAUAUUAUUUUCUUUGGUUGGAGUAUUGGAGGUUAUACGUCGUCGUGGGCUGCAAUGGCUUAUCCAGCUAUCAAAGGGGUUGUAAUUGAUGCUACUUUUGACGAUAUAAUGCCUUUGGCUAUUAAUCAUAUGCCCGGAUGGUGGGAGCCUAUAGUAAAGUUAGCCAUAAGAGAACACGUUAAUUUAGAUGUUUACGAGCAACUUGUUAAAUUCAAUGGGCCUAUAUUGUUGAUAAGACGUUCUGAGGAUGAGGUUAUUUGCAUUAAAGAUGGGAAUUUGUCUUCAAAUAGGGGCAAUGAUUUGUUGAUUAAAAUUUUGACUAAAAGAUAUCCUUGUAUUUUUGGUGGACCUCAAUUGGCGAUUUUGAAUGAUUAUUUGGCAGUUACUGGUAUAGAACAAGAAAGGGUAAUUGAAAAAUACAAUGUAGAUCCUAGUGUAUGUCUCUCACUGAUUCAAUCUUACAUUUCUGAACAUUCGAAAUCUUUUCCCAUGAAAAUUGGUGAAGAAUUUGAUUUUAAUGAAAAAAAUCAGAUGGCCCUUUUUCUGGCUACAAAAUACAUGAAGGAUUUCAAAGCUACCCAUUGCGUUCCUUUACCACAGGACAUGUUUACUGUCCCUUGGGAUGUAAAUGUAGAAUCUGAUUUCGUAUUUACUUAGGCCAAUAAAUCAGAUUUAAGAAAACUUAUUUAUUUUUCAUGUUAUUGUAUAGUUCUAUUGGAUUAAGGUGAUAACUAAAUUAAUUUAUACAAAUAUGCUUUAUUUUAUUUUAGUAUACUUACAAAUUGUUUCAUACAGUUAGUGUUGAAAAAAAAUGCCAUAUCAAAUUGAAGUAUUUCUUAUUAUGGUUGAGGUGGUCGAAAUUGUGCAAAACUGAGUCUUAUAUGUAAAUAGAUGGCAAUUAAAAUGUCUUAUCAAUG